Balaenoptera acutorostrata (minke whale) is the source of this 4727-nucleotide messenger RNA. It is a transcript of the gene DNMT3B, whose product is annotated as DNA methyltransferase 3 beta. The record is from RefSeq and is a predicted model, not a curated record. The transcript is spliced from 20 exons. Gene Ontology annotation, molecular function: DNA (cytosine-5-)-methyltransferase activity, acting on CpG substrates; DNA binding. Lineage: Eukaryota; Metazoa; Chordata; Mammalia; Artiodactyla; Balaenopteridae. Gene Ontology annotation, biological process: negative regulation of transcription by RNA polymerase II. The coding region runs from base 262 to 2520 and encodes 752 amino acids. Gene Ontology annotation, cellular component: nucleus.
CGGCGGCUGCAGCCCGCGUGGACGCCCCGAGCGCCCCCCGACGGACGCCACCGGCCCACCGGCAGGCGGGCAAGCGGGCGGCCGCCGCGCCCGGCCGGCAGCGCGGGGGUUAAGUGGCCAAGUAAACGUAGCUCGGCGAUCGGCGCCGGAGAUUCGCUAGCCGAGCGCCCUGCGCGGCCGCCCGCCGGCCUCCCGCCAGCCUGUCCGGAUCCGCGGCUCGACCGCGGAGCCGCGCCCGAGCCAGGCUCUCGGCAGGAAACAAUGAAGGGAGACACCAGACAACUCAACGGAGAGGAGGACACCAGCAGGAGGGAAGACUCCAUCCUCACCAACGGGGGCUGCAGUGACCAGUCUUCCGACUCCAAGGACGCGCCCUCACCCCCAAUCCUGGAGGCUAUCAGCACCCCGGAGAUCAGAGGUGGCAGAGGUGGAAGAGGCCGCAGAUCAAGCUCACGACUGUCCAAGAGGGAGGUCUCCAGCCUGCUAAGUUAUACUCAGGAUCUGACGGGCGAUGGAGAUGGCGAAGGGGAAGAUGGAGAUGGCUCCGACACUCCAGUGAUGCCAAAACUCUUCCGUGAAACCAGGACUCGGCCAGAAAGCCCAGCUGUCCGAACCCGAAAUAACAACAGUACCUCCAGCCGGGAGAGGCACAGGCCCUCCCCACGUUCCACCCGAGGCCGGCAGGGCCGCAACCACGUGGACGAGUCCCCCGUGGAAUUCUCAGCUACCAGGUCCCUGAGGCGGCGGACAGGAUCAUCUGCAGGCACGCCAUGGCUGUCCCCUGCCAGCCCCUACCUCACUAUUGACCUCACAGAUGAUGAUGUGGUGCCCCAGAGCAGCAGUACGCCCUAUGCCCGCCUGGCCCAGGACAGCCAGCAGGAGAGCGUGGAGUCCCUGCAGGUGGACGCAGAGGGCAGAGAUGCAGACAGCACUGAGUAUCAGGACGGGAAAGAGUUUGGAAUAGGGGAUCUCGUGUGGGGAAAGAUCAAGGGUUUCUCCUGGUGGCCUGCCAUGGUGGUGUCCUGGAAGGCCACCUCCAAGCGUCAGGCAAUGUCUGGCAUGCGGUGGGUUCAGUGGUUUGGCGAUGGCAAGUUCUCCGAGAUACCAGCAGAUAAGUUGGUGGCCUUGGGGUUGUUCAGCCACCACUUUAACCUGGCGACCUUCAAUAAGCUGGUCUCUUACAGGAAGGCCAUGUACCACGCUCUGGAGAAAGCCAGGAUACGGGCUGGCAAAACCUUCCCCAGCAGCCCUGGAGACUCGCUGGAGGAUCAGCUGAAGCCCAUGUUGGAGUGGGCCCACGGGGGCUUUAAACCCACCGGGAUCGAGGGCCUCAAACCCAACAACAGGCAACCAGAGAACAAGACGCGAAGACGCACAGCUGAGGACUCCACCACCUCUGACUACUGCCCCCCAGCCAAGCGCCUCAAGACAAAUUGUUAUAACAAUGGCAAAGACCGAGGAGAGGAGGACCAGAGUCGAGAGCAAAUGGCUUCGGAUGUUUCCAACAACAAGAGCAAUCUCGAAGAUAGCUGUUUGUCCUGUGGUAGGAAAAACCCCGUGUCCUUCCACCCUCUCUUUGAGGGUGGACUCUGCCAGACAUGCCGGGACCGGUUCCUUGAGCUGUUCUACAUGUACGACGACGAUGGCUACCAGUCCUACUGCACCGUGUGCUGCGAGGGCCGCGAGCUGCUCCUUUGCAGCAACACCAGCUGCUGCCGGUGCUUCUGUGUGGAGUGCCUGGAGGUGCUGGUGGGCCCGGGCACGGCGGCGGAUGCCAAGCUGCAGGAGCCCUGGAGCUGCUACAUGUGCCUGCCCCAGCGCUGCCAUGGCGUCCUGCGGCGCCGUAAGGACUGGAGUGUGCGCCUGCAGGCCUUCUUCACCAGCGACCCGGGGCUCGACUACGAAGCCCCCAAGUUAUACCCUGCGAUUCCCGCAAACCGAAGGCGACCCAUUCGAGUCUUGUCCCUGUUUGACGGAAUUGCGACAGGGUACUUGGUCCUCAAAGAAUUGGGCAUCAAAGUGGAGAAAUAUGUCGCCUCCGAAGUGUGUGAAGAGUCCAUCGCCGUUGGAACUGUUAAGCAUGAGGGCAAUAUCAAAUAUGUGAACGACGUCAGGAAUAUCACAAAGAAAAACAUUGAAGAAUGGGGCCCCUUUGACUUGGUGAUUGGUGGAAGCCCAUGCAAUGAUCUCUCAAAUGUGAACCCUGCCAGGAAAGGCCUGUAUGAGGGCACAGGCCGGCUCUUCUUUGAGUUCUACCACCUGCUGAAUUACACACGCCCCAAGGAGGGUGAAGACCGGCCUUUCUUCUGGAUGUUUGAGAACGUGGUGGCCAUGAAGGUUGGCGACAAGCGGGACAUCUCUCGGUUCCUGGAGUGUAAUCCAGUGAUGAUUGAUGCCAUCAAAGUGUCUGCUGCUCACAGAGCCCGAUACUUCUGGGGCAACCUGCCUGGGAUGAACAGGGACCUGGUGCUUAAAAGUGCCAUGUGUUGGAGCAGGCUUCUUCCCAGCAAGGGAUGCUGAUGUUUCUACACCCCACCUCUCCUCCCAGAUACGGUCCAUUGGGAAAUGAACUUAAUCUCCCUGCCCCUGAGAUGAAGUGAUCCCUGGACCAGGCCUGUGGUGACCAAUCAGGUGGCAAAGCUGAGAUAACAAUUGGUAGCCCAAAGCCUGUCUCCCUUGGAUUUUCUUGACUGAGAUCUUUCCCCAACUUUUCAUUAGUACUUUCACGUUGAAAGCCACAAGGCAAGUGGCUUGGCUGAGGAUUAAUUAUCUCCUUUAUGUGGCUUCACGGAGACCAACCUGCUAAUUAAGAUACGAAAUGUGAUGGUAAUAUAACUUGCAAAUGAGUUAGCUUCAAAAAAAUUCUGCUUUAAAAGGAAGUGUUGGAAGCAUAACUUUCAGACAUUUAGCAAAGUGUGGACAGAGUUGAGAAGGUACUGGAAUAGCUUGGGAUUUCUGUUGGGUGUCUUACAUUUUUAUUAUCAGCCCAUCAGAUGGUGCAACGUCCAUGUCUGGAAUGAACUUGGCUUAUUCACUCCAUUCCUGAGCUCUCACCCUGCCAGGCACUUCUGUCCCUGCUGCCAGUUCCGUGGUGACUAGAUGUCAGUCUUGGCUCUCACAGAGCCAGUGGGGGAGGCGUAGAGAAGACAAAUGAUUUCAGGGUCAGGGUUGGAGGGGGCACUGGAAGAGUUGAUGAGGAGGCUUCUCAUCCCAGCAGGACCCAAAGUGAUGGAGUGGAGACAUGCAGUUGAGAGCAGAAGGGAGAGGGUCAGGGAGGCCAGUGACGGGCAUUCGCAGAGCAGCUUGGAGAACAGUGUUCCAGGGGUGGGGAGUGGGUGUGAGAGGAGGGCUGAGAACUCCGAAGUAUGGGCCAAAUUAUGUGAGGUUUGUAGUCAUGGCAACACAUUUACUUUGACCCAGGAGUUCACGUGAGAUUUUAAGCGGAUGAGAUGAGUUGUGUCUCUGGUUCUCAGGGUUUCUGGUGGAAGAAUAAUAGACUAUCACGUGAUGAGUGCAGAAGUGGGGAGGCAGCUGAGGUGUUGUUCAGAGGAGGGGGGCUCUGACUUUGAUUAUUGUGUUGUGCCCAAGAGGUGCCAUCCACAUGCACUGAACACAGUGAGAGCAGUGGCUCCAGGAGGGUGUCCUGUGGAAUUACAGGGAGGGAUCAGAUUCUAGAUAAUGGGAUUUGCUGAGCAUUAUCUGAGUUGGGAUGAGAAGUGAACUGCUACAUGUGGGCUCUGCAGGAUCCAUGACUCAGCCAGCGUCAACCACGGGUCACAGACCCAAAUCCAGCCUUUAGACCAAACAUCUUGGUUGGUAAGAUUUCAGUCCUAGAAUCAACAGAAGGUAGAGCAGGGCUGUGAGCCCUUAGCUCCCCUGGGUCCAUGGAAGAGUUGGGAAUAGAGAGAGGGUGAGGUCAGUGAGGUAUUAUACUGUGUUCGAUGGCCCCUCUUGUGGGCACCAUAUCCAAUCUUAUGUCUGAUUUCUUUUUGGCCUUGGAGUUCCUUACACAGGGAUGCUGUGGCAUUCAUCAACUCUGUGCAUUCACACCUCUUGCUGGUUUUCUGGUCUGGACUUCAGUUUAACCACUUCAGUUUCUAAAGUUCUAUCCAUUUUCCUUCUCAAGCACCUGUUUUCCUCUCUGCUUUUGCAGGUUUCAGGGGUGAAAGUUACAAGGGGGAAUUAAUUCUAGUCCAUUUGUGAACCACCUUUUGUCUUUAGUUGGACCCACUAUUAAAGCCUCCUGAGGCUGCAUUCCAGCAAUAAGCCAACAAAUCAUGGGUUUGAUAUGCUAGUUGUAGUGAGUAGACUCACAAAGACCUAAUCCAAGCUCCUGAGGCUCAGAGAGGUGGCAGAAUUUGCUCAAGGUCAUUCACUCAGCCAGUGAGCAGUGGGGCUGAGACUGAGGCGUCUCCUGACUCCUCCAACAAUGGGCUUCCCCAUCCUGCUCCCCUCAGUGAAGGAGCUUUGACUACUGUUAACAUUUGGGAAGGAGGAGCAUUCACUCCUGGACAUUGGGCUCCCCGCCCCCUGGCCCCCAUCAAGGGGCUAGUCUGUCCCUGGCUCAGCACACAGGCUUGUGCUCAUGCCAGGGCCAUUUUUAUCAUGUAUUUGUAGCAAAGUUCACUGCCAGAGCACAUUUUGCAGCUUGGGCUCUCACUCCCACCUUGGGAGGCACCUAGCCAAGGCCCCUUUCCAGGUGGCAGAAAGUAAUGGGUUUUGGAUGU